AUGCGAUUGGUUCCUCGUCUUUUCGCUAUACUUUUCACUUCUAGUCUCACUUUAUAUUGUUGUCUAUCUAUCCGUCACAAACACCUUGUUGAAGAUGAUAUACUCAGAUCACAGGAUACUAACAUUACUGUGCGUACUAGUGUGUUGAAGAAGGUAGCUCGACCACAGACUUUACCGUCUGAUGUUGGCACGAACCUCACUGCGUACAUCAAGGCAAAGUUUGGAAACACAUGCUAUAAAGAAGAAUCAUUCUCGCAGUGGUGGGCGAAUAACACCCUAUCGAAUGAACUGUUAGUGGACAAUCUGAUUGGAUGCAGAAGAUCUAUUUCAGAUGCCUUCAUAGUUGGCGUUAAAAAGUGUGCUACAACUGCACUCCGAGAUGUAUUGGCAAUUCAUCCAUAUAUAAUGCAUAGACCAGGGGAAAUCCAUUUCUACGAUCGACACUUUCAUGAAGGUUACUAUUGGUAUCGGAAACAAUUUCCGUUUUCCAAAAAAUGGCAAGUAGUUCUGGAAAAGACUCCGCAGACAUUCUCGUUUCCUGAAGAUGCCCCCAAAAAGAUGGCUGAACUUAAUCCCAAGACAAAGUUAGUCGUGAUUCUCUGUGAUCCUGUCGUCAGGGCAGUUUCUGACUAUGUACACGAACAAUACACUGAAUCAUAUAAAAGAUUCAACCCUCCCUAUUAUAGAAUCAAUGAACAAUCUUUUGAACUGUCAGUUUUUAACGCAUCGGGCACAAUUGACAUUGACAAUGACCUCGUCAGGAAGGGAAUAUACUCGAAACACCUGAAGAGGUGGUUGGAAUAUUUCCCUAAAGAACAAAUCCAUGUGGUUGAUGGUAAUGAUUUUAGUUUAGAUCCUGUGUCAGAAAUAAACAAAAUUGAAACAUUUCUGAGACUGCCAAACUUUCUGCUGAAGACACAUCUGGAUUUUGGGCCAGACUUCUUCUGUAUCGCUUUUCCUGGUGUUCGGUGCCCAAACAUGAAUGUCAAGGGCAGACAGCACCCUGACAUACCCGAGGUGGUGCUACACAAACUCUACGGUUUUUAUCAGCCAUAUGACAUUGAACUUCGGCAUUUGCUGAACAGAACAUUUUCGUGGAUGGGGAAGGAUUCUCUAUAA
Saccoglossus kowalevskii is the source of this 1119-nucleotide messenger RNA. Its product is annotated as heparan sulfate glucosamine 3-O-sulfotransferase 1-like. Gene Ontology annotation, molecular function: [heparan sulfate]-glucosamine 3-sulfotransferase activity. The record is from RefSeq and is a predicted model, not a curated record. Lineage: Eukaryota; Metazoa; Hemichordata; Enteropneusta; Harrimaniidae.